This is a messenger RNA of Uloborus diversus, 1845 nucleotides long. RefSeq names its product Bardet-Biedl syndrome 4 protein-like (gene BBS4). Gene Ontology annotation, cellular component: ciliary basal body. The record is from RefSeq and is a predicted model, not a curated record. The coding region runs from base 160 to 1650 and encodes 496 amino acids. NCBI's taxonomy places the organism in Eukaryota, Metazoa, Arthropoda, Arachnida, Araneae, Uloboridae. The transcript has a single exon. Gene Ontology annotation, biological process: protein localization to cilium; cilium assembly. Gene Ontology annotation, molecular function: protein binding.
CUCGCUGAUAAUACAUGAAAGACGUUUUAAUUCGCUGAGUUAUUAUUUUAUGUUCUUCUCAUGUCUGGUGCAUUCAAUUGAAAUGUAUCUUUUGUGUUCUUAUUCCUAAAAUUGAUUGUUCAAGUGUGUCAAAUUUUUGCGCAAGAAAUUUUCGUCCAAAUGAGCGACUCAGAAUCAACGUUGAAAGGUAAGAAAUCCCCCGAUAAUUCUACCGCUAAAAGCUUGGAAUCACCUUCAGAGGAUCCACCAAAAGGACUACUUGUAGAGAAUAUAAAACCUGUUAACUCGAACAAAAAGGCUCAAUUACGCAAACCACCCGAUCUUCCAACCUUAGAGCGAAGAAACUGGCUAAUACAUUUACAUUUCACUCGAAAGGAAUAUGACACUUGCAAAACUAUUAUUAAAGAACAACUGGACGAAACUCAAGGUAUGUGCGAAUAUGCAUUAUAUGUUCAAGCACUAAUUCUUCGUCAUGAAGGUAAAAUACAAGAGUCUUUGGAAUUAUUUCAGACCUGUUCAAUUUUGAACACAUCUGCCGAUAAUUUAAAACAGGUUGCUCGGUCCUUGUUUUUGCUUGGGCGUCAUAAAAAUGCAAUUGAUGUUUAUGAAGAAGCAUCUAGAAUGAACUCUAAAGAUUGGGAACUAUGUCAUCAUUUAGGUAUUUGUCACAUGCAGUUACAAAAUUAUAAACAAGCUUUUGAAUAUUUCCGUCAGGCUCUUCAAAUAAGGCCCCAGGACGAAACAUUCAUAGCACUUGGACAACUCCACAUUAUAGAAGGGGACAUGAAAGCUGCGAUAUCUACUUUUCGUAAAGCUGUUGAACAUUCUCCUGAAAAUCCUGAACUGGCAACGCAGCUAGGGCUUUUAUACCUUCAGUGUGGUAUGUUUCAAAAGGCUUUUGAAAAGCUUGGUACGGCAAUGGCAUUUGAUGCAACAUGUGUUCCAGCAAUAUUAGCAGCAGGUAGUAUAAUACAAAACCACAGUGACUUUGAAGUUGCACUUACAAAGUAUCGUAUUGCAAUUUCCAAAAUUCCUGAAAGUCCUGCUCUUUGGAACAACAUUGGCAUGUGCUUUUUUGGGAAAAAGAAAUACGUUGCUGCGAUUAGUUGUCUGAAAAGAGCCACAUACUUGGCUCCAUUUAGUUGGCAAAUUUUACAGAAUUUAGGAUUAGUACAUCUUACCAUGCAACAAUUUGCAUCGGCGUUUCAUUUUUUGAGUGCUGCAAUGAAUCUGAAUUCACACAGUGGUCAAUUGUUCAUGCUCUUAGCAGUUGCUUUAAAAUACUUAAGUGACUUUAAAAAUUCGGCCCAAGCUUAUGAACAAGCUUUGAAAUUGGAUGAAACUGAUCCAACUAUACUUUUAAAUUAUGCAAUAUUAUUAUAUGAAAUGGAGGAAAGAGAUAAGGCCAUAAAUAUGAUGAUGGAAUUUUCAAAACGAUGUCUGGAAAUAUCUGAAGGAAGUGAACGAAGUAAACUUCAAAACGCUAUAGGUAUGGCAGAAAUUUUGGCUAAUUUGCUUCAGAUCAAACCUUUCCAGUUUUCACGUUCGAAACAUAAUAGCAUUGAAACUUUACCAGAUGAUGAAAAUGAACUUAAAUCUUCUAAUUCCUCUGAACAAGAACCUGCUGAAAGUAGAGAGGUGCUUGUGUAAAUCGUUGAAAUUAGUUUGAAUGUUUGCUCAGAGAAAUAAUUGUGCCUCCACUAAAAUAAUUUAUUGUAGUGUAUUAUAAACAUAAUUAUGAGCAUGAUAAUUAUUUUCAUGUAUGUAUUAAAGUCAGAGAUCAUUAAUUUGUUUGAAUGGUAAUUACUUACCUAUUAAAAUAAAAUUUAGUUCUUCAACUUUUGA